Messenger RNA from Cottoperca gobio, 4002 nucleotides. RefSeq names its product acyl-CoA binding domain containing 5a (gene acbd5a). NCBI's taxonomy places the organism in Eukaryota, Metazoa, Chordata, Actinopteri, Perciformes, Bovichtidae. Gene Ontology annotation, biological process: pexophagy; fatty acid metabolic process. Gene Ontology annotation, molecular function: fatty-acyl-CoA binding. Gene Ontology annotation, cellular component: cytoplasm; peroxisome. The transcript is spliced from 13 exons. The record is from RefSeq and is a predicted model, not a curated record. Bases 218 to 1756 code for a protein of 512 amino acids.
GAAACCCGCUUCAAACUACAUUUCCACGCGGAGGCUUGUGGAGCUUGUAGGAAAAUAGUGAUAUCUAGUGGAAAACUACAAAUCCCAGAGUACACCGCUGUCUGGCUUUAUACACUGUUCAUGGCGUCUGGUCGAAGGCUAAAGACAGGUCGCCUUCUGACAAACAGAUAGGCCGUUGACUUUAACGGUUUUGUGUUGACAGUCUCGGAGUGACACAAUGGAGGUGGAGAGUGUCGAAGUGGAAGGUGAGAGUCGUUUGACCAUGCUGAGGUUUGAGGCUGCCGUGAAAGUGAUCAAGAGUUUAGCCCCAGAUGGUCCCUUUCAGCCGUCCAAUGAUAUGAUGCUCAAGUUCUACAGUUACUAUAAACAAUCCACUGUGGGUGUAUGCAAUAUACCCCGACCUGGCUUCUGGGAUGCAGUUGGCAAAGCAAAAUGGGAUGCGUGGAAUUCUCUCGGAGAAAUGCCAAAAGAAGAAGCAAUGGCGGCCUAUGUGGAUGAAAUGAAGCUGAUCCUGGAGGGCAUGCCCAUGACUGACGAGGUGGAGGAGCUCCUGCGUGUCCUCGGCCCCUUCUAUGAGCUGAUAGAUGACAGGAAAAAGAUCACACAGAUAUCAGACCUCAGCUCCGGGUUGGGUACAAUGUUGAAUUCGAUGCCAUCGAAGAGCAUCUCGAAGAGCGUCACAAAGAGCAUCGUCAGAACGAUGGAAAUGAACGGCACCCUGGAAACUCGUCCUGCCAGACUGAAAUCAAAGGAAGUGAAGGAAAAGUCAGAGGAAGAAACACAGGACGAGGAGGAGGAGGACGAUGAGGAAGAGGAGGAUGAUGAUGAUGAUGAUGAAGAGGAAGAAGAAGAAGAAGUGAUGAAGGAGGUCAAAAAAGACAAGAAAUCAGUGGCUUCUCAACCAAAGAAGAAGGGUUCAGCCAGGAGACACAAAGGGCCUCUGUCCAACGGUAAAGUUGCCAACGGGGUUGCCCACCUGACCAAUGGGAGCCAUUCCAGGGCUGCCCUGAACAGUGACAACUGCCAGGAGGUGUCAGUUGGUGACCCUCUGCUCAAUGGUCACCACACUGAUCCCAGUGUAGAUGUGUCUGCUCCCAGCCACCUGGCCAGUGACUCAGACUCAGAAAUCUACUGUGAUUCUGUGGAUCAGUUCGGCCAGGAAGAGAGCUCGGAGCAUAACCGCUCUUUGGACGACCUGGAUGAAGACGAGAACCACGUCCUGCCACCUCUGGAGGAGCCCCAGGAGGAUGUUCACAGUGCACCGCAGUGCAUCACAUGUGGAGGAGAAGAUGGAGUGAACGACGGAACAACGUCGCAGAGACCGAGACUGAAUGCAGACAUGUCGAACGAUUUGGUCAGAAGAGAAAGGGGCUCCAAGUCUCCAAGACGCAGCUCUGGAUCUCUGAUGCCCAUGUACGGUGGUGGAGAUGGGGACGGGGAGCGCUGGGGAGGAGAAGUGACACUUGGGGGAAGCCUGAACGAGCAGAUAGUUGUGGUGUUGGCUCGACUGCAAGAGGACAUGCAGAACGUUCUGGAGAGGCUGCACACCCUGGAGUCUCUGACUGCUAGCCAGGCACGAUCAAUGUCUCUGUCUCCAACUUACGCAUCGACCCUGGUGAAUAAGAAGAGUCGGAAACCAUCCUGGUGGCCUUUCGACAUUUCUCCGACCAGUGUGGCCAUUGCUGUUGUAUGGCCAUUUGUGGUACAGUGGCUUGUUCGUCUAUACCUGCAGAGGAGGAGAAGAGGAAUCAACUGAACCUGCUCUCACCCAAACCCCCCCCCCCCCCCCCCUCCAUAGGAAUAGACGAUAAAGAGGAGUCCUCUAGAUGUCUUCGGUCGGGUUGCUAAUGGCUGUAACUCCCCCUUGCUUAGACCCACAGCCCAGUAAUUUGCUUUUGCACUAUGAAGAAGCACCCUAGAGUAAUGAGUGAGAGGGAGAUGACUCUCCAGUGUGUUGUACUGUGGAUAUGGAAUCAAAUAGAAACAUGAAUGUAUGGGGUCGCAGCCUGUGAUUUGCACAAGCUUUUGGAGACGACGCCACUGUACUGGAAUCUUUUUUUCAGUAAGAAAUGGAUUGUUUUCGAGCGGGGGAACUUAUAGAUUCAACGUCGUCAGCGUGUUUAUAAAUCUAAACUACAGUAGCUUCUCAAAUAUUUCCAUAACCAAGGCUUUGUUGCACAUAAAAUGGGCCUAAAACUUUGUAGUUUUAAACGUAACGCUUGAUGUGGUUUUACAUUUUCACGAUUCUCUUUUAUUAGUUGCCCAGGCAAUGCUGCUAUAAUUAAAAAAAUAUAUAAAAAAUUGUAAUGACUGUAGUUUAGAAGGGAAGAUUGAAUGUCAUAGUAUAUUGAUAUGAGAUUCUUUUCAAUUCUGAGAUUAAGUUAAUAUUUAUUGAUUUUCUUUAGAAAGUUACAAUGAAGGCAUUGCUGGCCAGAUUUCAUCUGUAUAAAUGAGGUUUAUGUGGCAACUAAGUGUUGUGUAUAGGUUAAACAAGGUUAUCAAUAUGUUCUCAUCACCUGUCCUGCGGCAAAUCAAUAUGUGCUUUAUGUGUAUCAAAUUGUUUUCCAAAUCUAAGAAGUGCCUCAUCAUUAUAAGGUACAUUAAUACUGUAGGUGGCAUUAUGGUUUGUUACAUUCACAUAUUGUAGCAUAAUUGAUCCUGUUGGACCAAAUUAACAUUAAUCAAACUACCUAGCCAUUAGGUGAUGAGAAUCUCUGACAGCUUAUUGUCUACUCAGUUAUCCAAUUAUUAAUACUUGUCUGUGUUUACGCUGUCAAGUUUUUCUAUAAUGUAUAAUUUUAAUGUGUGAUGUAAUAUGUUUGUACGAAUAGUGUGAGUGAUAGUAAUCAUGAUUUGUGUGCAAAGAAGUAAGAUCUGUGUAAAUUGUAUACAAUAGCUGUACAGUUCAGAUUAAAAUGCAGUAUUUUAAUUGCAUUAUCAUGUAUUAUUAAUAUAGAAUACUGUAUCAUUUACAAAGGUUUGCAUCUGCAAUAGCACUAAUCUUUCCAGAGCCAUUAUGUUUUAAUAAAAAAGUAAUAGUUUAUCUUUCUACUGAAAUGUGCUAAGGCUUUCUCGCCCUCUGCCUGUGGACAGAGCGGUGUAUGCAUGUGAUAAUACAAGCCUCAAAUAAAAGAAAUCCAAAUUUGUCCAGAUUAUUUCAAAGAAAUUGUGCGACAUUUCGUAGAAUAUUUAUGUUCAUGCACUUUCUGAGAGCUAAAUACUGGAAACUAUUUCAUGUGUGUAUGUGCUACAGUUAGCUUAGCUCAGCAAACAGUUAGCAUGGCUGGCUAUCAAAAGGUAACACAAUCGGCAGGACAGCGCCCGGCUAAAAAGAAUGCCCCGCACUUAACUCCUGUAUAGCCACUACUUGUUUUUACACUUUAAAUAGAUUUAAAAAACAAUUGACCUUUGGACAGAGCCAGCUAAGCAUUGUUAGCUAACCGACUGCUAGUCUUGCACAGCUCUCCACAGCACUAGAGCAACCUGCUACUAGCUGUAGUUUUAUGUUUAGCAUACAAGUGAGUGGUAUUGAUUUUCUCAUCUAACUUUCAACAAAAUAUCUAAAACAGGGGUGUCAAACUCAUUUCAACAAUAUUAUACCUCAGUUUAUCAUUUACACAUGUGCAUUACAACUUAUAGAUCACUGAUUCUUGAGAAUUUGGAUAAACAUGUCCCACUAAGGAAAGUAAUAACAUUUUCUCAUUUAAAAUAAUCAGGGUUGAUCAUCUGAGGGUCUUUUGCACAAAUGUAAAAAACAAUUCAUGUUUGUCUUUAAUUUGAUAAUUUAUAUGAUUAUAUGAUACCAAUACCAACUGUACUCCUGAGGACUCGCUGUCUCCACAUCUGCUAAAUGCUACAAGAGCAUUCAGGCUCCUGUAAAUUUGCUAUUUGUUCAAGAAUUUUUACAUAUUUAUUGAUGUUGCUCCUGUCACAACCAUGAUGUGUCAACACUGUCUCUUUUGUAAAGCAAUAAUUAUUUUAUAUUAUGACAAAUGUAUGCAU